This is a messenger RNA of Coniosporium apollinis CBS 100218, 933 nucleotides long. RefSeq lists its product as uncharacterized. Lineage: Eukaryota; Fungi; Ascomycota; Dothideomycetes. Gene Ontology annotation, molecular function: cyclin-dependent protein serine/threonine kinase regulator activity. The coding region runs from base 1 to 933 and encodes 310 amino acids. Gene Ontology annotation, biological process: regulation of transcription by RNA polymerase II. Gene Ontology annotation, cellular component: nucleus. The record is from RefSeq and is a predicted model, not a curated record. The transcript has a single exon.
AUGUCAAUCCUGGUCAACCCUUUAGCUACCGUGGACCAGCUCUCACAAUCUGGAUCCCAACUUGAUGGUGUACCCGCUGACCUAGAGAACUCCAUCCGAUUUGCGGGCGCGCGUUUGACUCAAGCUGCAGGCAUACUGUUGCGGCUUCCUCAAGACAUCAUAGCCCAAGCCAUCGUGAUAUUCACGCGAUUCUUCGUAGGGCCUGAAGGUGGCAGUCUGAAGGAGUACGGGGCUAAAGUAAGAAACCCCGUGGCCCUGGUCAGCAUAAUCGAGGCUCAUACGACACAGGAUAUAUCCGCUGGAUCAUUAUAUCUGAUGGCGAAACUAUCUUCAACCCCAAGAUCACCUCGCAGUGUGCUCAACGUCUACGCCUAUCUAGACUCCUUCCCCUCAACCUUCGUCGACGCGUCAGAAUUCGACGAGGAAAAAGACCCUGAGUCGUACUAUCUCACUGAAGGCACCUACCACGCUCAAAGGACCUUGCUGCUGAGAACAGAAGCGCUCAUUCUUCGAGUGCUCGGCUUUCAGACGCACGUUGCUCUCCCCUACACGCUGUGUAUCAACUAUCUGCAGACGCUCGAUGUGUUCAGUCACCCUGAGAGCCAGGAUCUUGCUAAGCGGGCCUUUGCGCAACUGAAUACGUUACUGCUUAGCCCGCAGCUGGUCUAUCUUACACAUCAGCCGUAUGCCUUGGCUACUGCAUCUAUCUAUCUAGCCGCGAGGGAACUAGGCGUCAAAUUGCCGGAUGAGGAGUGGUGGGAAGUCUUUGACACGGAUAGAGAAGAGUUGGGAUUUUUGGUUGUUGCGAUGAGGAGUAUGGAGGGGUUUGCUGCGGAGGAGAAGCGGAAGUGGGGCAAGAGGAAGGUGCCGCUGACUGUUGAGGAGAUUGAGGGCGAGCUGGAGAGGAGGAGCUUGCUGAAUGGUCGAGGAUGA